This is a messenger RNA of Acomys russatus (golden spiny mouse), 1040 nucleotides long. RefSeq names its product di-N-acetylchitobiase. Gene Ontology annotation, cellular component: extracellular region. The transcript is spliced from 4 exons. The record is from RefSeq and is a predicted model, not a curated record. Gene Ontology annotation, biological process: chitin catabolic process; carbohydrate metabolic process. Lineage: Eukaryota; Metazoa; Chordata; Mammalia; Rodentia; Muridae. Gene Ontology annotation, molecular function: chitinase activity. Bases 257 to 787 code for a protein of 176 amino acids.
AAAUAUAUUUAUUAGACCUCUUCUACAUGUGUCAGACCCCAUAUUGCAUACAUUAUAAGCAGUUCUCUGUUCUUGAGUAGAAUGAGGCAAGAAAAAGUAUGAUAAACAUCUGAUAUAAUAUACUCUAUCACGUUAUAUAAAACACUAUGUAGUUUUUUCACAGGUAACCUUUGAUGUAGCUUGGUCACCAAAGAACAUAGACAAAAGAUGCUAUAAUUAUACUGGGAUUGCAGAUGCCUGUGACUUUCUCUUCGUGAUGUCUUAUGAUGAGCAGAGUCAGAUCUGGUCAGAAUGUAUUGCAGCAGCCAAUGCUCCCUACAAUCAGACAGUAACUGGAUAUAGUGACUACAUCAACAUGGGCAUUAGCCCUAAGAAACUCGUGAUGGGCAUUGCUUGGUACGGCUAUGAUUACACCUGCCUGAAUCUCUCAGAGGAUGAUGUUUGCACCAUUGCAAAGGUCCCUUUUAGGGGCGCUCCUUGUAGCGAUGCUGCAGGACAUCAGGUGCCCUACAAAGUGAUCAUGAAACAAGUAAAUAGUUCUGUUUCUGGAAGCCAAUGGAGUAAAGACCAGAAAGCUCCUUAUUAUAACUACAAGGAUCCUUCUGGCUAUUUUCAUCAAGUGUGGUAUGAUAACCCCCAGAGCGUUUCACUAAAGGCGGCAUUUGUCAAAAACUACGGCUUGCGCGGCAUUGGCAUGUGGAAUGCAAACUCUCUUGACUACUCAGAUGAUCCUGUAGCCAGAGAGCAAACGGAAGAAAUGUGGGAAGCCUUAAAGCCAGAGCUGUGAUGGAGAGGAGCAUCUUUUGUCAGAAUAUUAGAUUUUUCAGGACUGAGCUGUAUAAGUAGAUCUAACUUUUUGAAGAGAUAAAAAUGAAUAUAUUUUUGUCAUGUUGCUAUAAUUUACUUAUUGGUAUACUAUAUACACAGGUAAGAAAUAAAUUCUUCAUUAGCACUCGAAAAACACAUAUCUUAAUUAUCCAUGAAUAUAAAAGAAACAGGUCAGCUGACUCUAUUAAACAUUUCUGUAUAUUUCAGUAUUA